Molecule: messenger RNA, 492 nt
Organism: Oppiella nova
Lineage: Eukaryota; Metazoa; Arthropoda; Arachnida; Sarcoptiformes; Oppiidae
Source: the annotation of a GenBank genome assembly
AUGCGAAACGGCUUGAAAGGAGCCCUUAAGAGCCAAACUCUGGAUGACUAUAGUUUUGUGAAGACAAAGUGCUAUCAAACUAUGAUAGAGAACCUAUGCAAUUCUUUCAAUUGUUUGUCAACUAAUUAUCCGGACAGUAAUAAAAGUCAACACAUAAUACCGCAAUAUUUGUCACAAUAUAAUCAAAUGGGAGCUACAAAUCAAAAUGAAAAGUUGUCGACAAUAACAUCAAGUACAAACUCUUUGCCAAAAGAAGGUUUGACUCCAUAUCAGGGGAGAAAGCGUUGUUUUGGUGAAUAUAAGUGCUCUAAAUGUAAAAGAAAGUGGAUGUCUGGCAAUAGUUGGGCCAAUUCUGGGCAACAGUGCAUUAAAUGUCAUGUUAUGGUUUACCCACACAAACAACGGCCGUUGGAUAAACCGGAUGGUCUGGAUGUGAGCGAUCAGAGCAAAGAGCACCCACAACAUCUCUGUGAAAAAUGUGUUAUCUAUUGA